Ricinus communis (castor bean) is the source of this 1230-nucleotide messenger RNA. Its product is annotated as transcription factor MYB4. The transcript has 3 exons. NCBI's taxonomy places the organism in Eukaryota, Viridiplantae, Streptophyta, Magnoliopsida, Malpighiales, Euphorbiaceae. The record is from RefSeq and is a predicted model, not a curated record. Bases 268 to 1080 code for a protein of 270 amino acids.
UGAAAUACACAUGGAUAAGUCUUGCCUAGAUGCAAAAUUCAGACGGGUCCAAUAUAAUACCAAGGAAAAAGUUUAGAACAAAAAAAAAAAGUCUAUAGUCUGAAAAGCAAAAUUAGUGUGACACGCGUUUUGGCCCGGAGUCACAGUCUGCACUAUAAAUAGCCGAGACUUUGAAGUCAUUAUUGGUCCCAUGAGAUUUGAACUUGUUGAAGUAGAACAAUAAUCACAAACGAGAUUUGAACUGGGAAAAAAUAGUAAAAAAGAAAUAUGGUGAGGACUCCUUGCUGUGAUAAAUCUGGAUUAAAGAAAGGUACAUGGACUCCUGAGGAAGACAGAAAGCUAAUGGCUUAUGUUACUAGAUAUGGCUGCUGGAAUUGGCGCCAACUCCCUAAAUUUGCAGGUCUAUCAAGGUGCGGGAAGAGUUGCAGAUUGCGAUGGUUGAAUUAUCUGAGACCGAACAUUAAGAGAGGGAAUUAUACUAAAGAAGAAGAGGACACCAUCCUGAAGUUACAUGCAUCGCUAGGGAACAGAUGGUCUGCCAUUGCUGCCCAUUUACCAGGAAGGACUGACAAUGAAAUAAAGAACCAUUGGCAUACCAAUCUCAAGAAACGCAUACAAAAGGGUUCAGUUUCAUAUGAAGCAAUCAAAGCAAAGUCUUCAACUGAUCUGUCUCGACAUAAAACCAGCCAAAUUGUAGACACUAAACCAAUAACUGACCCCAUUUAUAUUAAUCCUGCAACUCCUCAAACUUCUGAGAGCUCCACAUUGUCUCCGAAACAAUCCUCCUCUAGCGAUAACUCAUCCAUUGCAACAGAUAACAUUGCCGUAAUGAGCAGCAGCGACUCAAACUCUGAUGAUUUUUCUUUCUUGGAGGCAUAUGAGGCACCUGUUGGAAAUUUUUGGACAGAACCUUUCUUGGCUGACAAUUAUUACAUGCCUAGUGAUCAGUUCUCCUUGAUGCCUUUGUUAGACGAUCCUCUUCCUCUAUUUCUUGAUGGAGAAAUUCUAUACCCUUAUGGUCUCAAUGAGCAGAGCAAUAUGGAGGAUGGAACAAGUAACCUAUAUAAAGCAUAUUGUUAAAUAGCCCUUUUUUCUAGUUCUUCUUCUUAGUACCUUUUUGGUUCUAACGGUAUUAUUAACCCUAUUGGGAUUGACGUGAUGCAAAAUGAGGCUGUAUGUUACCGUACUUUAAUCAAUGGGUUACAUCUUGUCUUUGUCUUUUCAAAUUGA